AUGGCCUUCCUCUUUAAAUCGAAGAAGAAUCAACAAAACUCCACCCUACCUCCUGCGACGAGAAAUGUUCAUACUUCCGAGGGCCCGCUACCACAUGCACCGGCAGCUACCCCCAAUGGAACGAAGGAACGGGAGGGAGGAAACCCUCAAUCACCGACCCCUAGUAGCAGUUACAAUAACUCCUUAAACUCGGUGAAUAGCACAAGUAGCCCGGAUCAGCAACGGAUGCGACAAAGAGCCGAAUCGGAGUCGCAGACACAGCGACCGCAGCAGGCCGUGAAUACCAAUUCCCCAAAUAGUAAUCCUGGUGCAUCGCUUUACCCAUGGUCUCAGCGUCGCCUGAAUUUCUCUGCACCCCAAGCAAACCCCUUUCCACGAUAUGGCGCCGCGAUCAAUGCGGUCGCCUCAAAAGAAGGCGAUAUUUAUAUGAUGGGCGGGUUGAUAGAUGGUUCAACUGUCAAGGGUGAUCUCUGGAUGAUCGAGAGCAGUGGCGGAAAUCUAUCCUGCUUCCCGAUUGCAACUUUGUCGGAGGGCCCAGGGCCCAGAGUCGGGCAUGCAAGUUUACUGGUUGGCAACGCAUUUAUCGUGUUCGGUGGCGAUACGAAAGUUGAUGAAAAUGACACAUUGGAUGACACACUCUAUCUCCUGAAUACUUCUUCUCGGCAGUGGUCGCGCUCUAUACCACCAGGUCCCCGUCCUUCUGGCCGCUACGGGCAUACCUUGAAUAUUUUGGGCUCCAGGCUCUAUGUUUUCGGUGGACAGGUUGAAGGUUAUUUUUUUAAUGACUUAGUCGCCUUUGACCUCAACCAACUUUCAAAUCCUACCAAUAAAUGGGAAUUUUUGAUUCAAAACAGCCAUCAAGGCGGGCCGCCCCCUGGCCAGAUACCCCCGGCCAGAACCAAUCAUACGAUUGUUAGUUUCAAUGACAGGUUGUACUUAUUUGGAGGAACGAACGGCUUGCAGUGGUUUAACGACGUCUGGACGUAUGAUCCGCGUGCCAAUCAGUGGACUCAACUGGACUGCGUUGGAUUCAUUCCAACCCCUCGAGAAGGUCACGCGGCGGCUCUUGUCAACGAUGUCAUGUAUAUAUUCGGUGGUCGCACUGAUGAAGGUAUUGACCUUGGGGACCUAGCUGCUUUCCGCAUCACCACCCGAAGAUGGUAUUCUUUCCAGAAUAUGGGACCCGCCCCUUCUCCUAGGUCAGGUCAUAGCAUGACGGCUUUUGGAAAGCAAAUUAUUGUCAUGGCUGGUGAACCGAGCUCUGCACCGAGGGAUUCUGUAGAGCUUAGCAUGGCUUACGUCCUCGAUACGGCCAAGAUCCGCUAUCCAACAGAUGCCCAAAAUGGAGAAAGAGUGCCGCCUCUGGGGGUAAGAAAAGGGAGCGCGGACAAACCUGGACCACUGACUGGUCGGACGUCUCGCGAGGCUCAGAACCAACCUACAGACCUACAGCAGCGACGGCCGGGGCCGUCGCGUGAAAGUAUGAUAAGCCCGACUGGCCGACCAGCGGAAUUUGGCCCCAGUCCUGGGCCAGGUUCAAGACUCCCGAGGGCCUCCAUAGCACAGGCCCCAUCUGGACCUCCUCCACCGGGCCAAGCGCCCACGCCUGGUCCUCGAGGGAAUGCAUCCCCACAUGCCGUGAAUCCUCGAAGCAAAACCCCUACAAAGUUAGACCGGGGAUUUGGAGGCCCGCCUGUGGACACGGUCCGAGCCGUUACAACUGAACGGGACAGAGAGUCACCAAGAGAGUCUCCAAAGGACCCACGAUCUAUCCCUGAGCCCGGCGCUUACCCCGCUGGCCAUCGUACUCCCACUCAACAACAACCGAGGAUGUCUGCUAGGGCUAUGGAGGCUGGCGAGGCCGCCCCUUUGAUGAGUGCGCCAGCCCGACAGCGUUCUCUGCGACAACAGCGGCAGCGGGGCUCUAUGGAUAGUGCAGAUGAAUCUAUUCUGGGCCGCCACGCCAGUAUUGAUGGAUCUGUCGAGUCACGAGGCCACAGAAACUCCAAAACCCUCAAUGACGAGCCACGAUCUCCACGGCUGACAGCGCAUCAAGAAGCCUUGAUAAAGGAGCUUGAAUCCGUGAAAAAUCGCAAUGCAUGGUACGCUUCCGAGCUUGCAUUGGCCAAGAAGGCUGGCUACUCACCCAACGCCCCCAAUAAUUCCGCUUUGGGUGACCAUACAGCGGAUACGUUUGCCGAUGAAGAUCGCCCCUUAAUCGAGGCUUUUCUUGCCAUGAGAGCAGAACUUGCAAAGAUGCAAGCCACUGUGGACCGACAAGCAGCCAUAGCGUCGAAGCGCGUCGCUGAGGUUGAGCAUCAAAGAGAUGUAGCUGUCAAUGAGGCGGCUUAUUCUCGUGCAAAACUUGCUGCUCACGGUGGUAGCCAACGAGGCACUCCCCAACCCGAUGGGCGUUCUCAAGAUCCCGGUGAUACCAUCUCUGAGCGCGGCACUGAUAUUAGCAGAAGGCUCGCGCUUGCCCUCGCAUCUCAUAACGAGGCCAAAUCCAAGCUUGAGGUUCUUACGUCUGAACUUGAACAGGAGAAACGUGGUAGGGAAUUAGCGGAAGAGACGUGCGAGGCGACGAGGAGAAGACUAGCCGAACUCGAAAUGCAAAACAACGCCAUAGAAAUAGAGAGCUUGCGCGCCCAGCUGCACCAAGCGGAGGCUUCUGUGAGGGAAGAAUCUAUGCUAAGAGCUGAGGCUGAGUCCACAUUGAAGCAAUUGAACUUGGAUAAGGAGGAAUUGUUGAAGAAGCUUGAAGAGUCUUCUGUCCACCUGGGUGACCUCGGUACUAAUCUUGGCACACUCCGGGAGGCAGUGGCAGCAUCUUCCGAUAAAUCCGCUCUUCUCGAAAGACAGCUAGAGGAGGAACGGGAGCGCCGAGGGGGGCUAGAGAAAAAGUUACUGCAACUGAGAUCGGAGCACGAAGAGCAAAUGUCUGAGUUUGAGAAUAUCACCCGUCGCCUACGAGAUGCCGAAGCCCUAGCUGAAAGUAGCGCCAAAGAAGCCGAGACCCAUAAAAUUGCAUUUUUGUCCGGACUUGAUCGAGCAUCAUCAUUUGAUUCCGACACGUCUAUGCGGUCUCUUGCCGACCAACGAGUAUCUGCACUGGAGGCUCAGGUGGAACGGGCUAACAGUUUGGCGAAGGCCAGUCACACGGCGGCGGACGACGCAGCCGAUAAGCUCCGACGUGCGGAGGAGAGAAUUGCAGGUCUGGAAGCAUACCAGGAGCAGGCCAGUAGGGAAGGUUUGCAGCUCCGCAGGCAACUUCAAGCAGCCAUGAAAGAGAAUCAGUCGCAUGCCGCCGACAAUAGGGAGCUCAAGGCCCAGCUUGAAAACCGACAGCGCGAAGCAGGAGCCUUGGCUAUUCAGCAUGCCGCUCUUAAGGAUCUUCUUGGCGAGCGUGGUGUUAGCUAUCCGGAUAGCAGACGUUCGCCUCGGCUGGAGUCACCUGGAUCUCGAUUCGGGACUCCUGAGCAAGGUCGGCUGCGAGAGCUUGAGCAGCAACUUUCGACUAGCAUCAAGGCCCAUGAUGAACUGAAAGCAUCAUUCGAAACUCGCGAGCAGGAAGCCGAUCGUGCCUAUAGAGAGAAGCUGGAGCAGUUAGAGAACGACUACCAGUCCGCUGUCCAUUACGUCAAGGGUACCGAGAAGAUGUUAAAACGCAUGAAGGACGAACUUGGUCGAUACAAAGCCCAGAAUGCAAAGAUGCAAAGCGAGUUGGAAGUUGUACAAACUGAACUUUCAAAGGGUGCUGCAGAAGUGCCGUCUGACUGGGAAGCUGAACGCCUACGACUCCAAAAGACGGUUGAUGACCUACAACAGGAGACAUCUUCUUCGAUUGCAGGUCUUGAGGAUCAGAUCAACCGCUUGAGGGCGGAUCUUUCUGCCGCUGAAUCCGAGAAGAACAAAUCCCAAACGGAGUUUGAGAGUAUGAGAGAGGAGCUCGUCGAAGCUGCGGAGAAGAGCCGAACGGAAUUGGAACAGCUCAAGCAUGAGAACUCCUUGCUUGAAGCUCGUGCGUCGGAUGCCGAACAAAAGGUCACUAUGCUUUUGGACCAGGUUGAGGCGUCGGUUGGGCAUUACCGCCGACAGUCCCAGCCCGGUCAAAGUAUCAAUGGCAUCUCCCGCACGCACAGUAAUGCUUCCAGCAAUACCGUCGGUGGGGCAGGUGGACGAUCAAGGGCCAAUAGUGCCUUGUCACAAGACGAGCCGUUUCCGGACAACCGUGGUUCUAUGGCCCUCGACUCCCUAGCUAAUGAGCUAGAGGCACUGCGCAGCCACUGGGAGAGCACCAACCGUAACUACCGGCUGAGCACUCAAUCCGAUUUCGAUCGGACACCCACCAAGGACACAGGACUCAGCGAUAGCUUAGCGGAAUGGAGGCGACGAUUGGAUGAAGAAGAAGAAGUGAGGGCUAGUUCUCCAGAAAAGAGCAAGCCUCGGAAUGCUGGCGAGGCGCAAGCAACGGCAAACAUGAUAUGA
Aspergillus tanneri is the source of this 4488-nucleotide messenger RNA. It is a transcript of the gene KEL2, whose product is annotated as putative cell polarity protein (Tea1). The record is from RefSeq and is a predicted model, not a curated record. The transcript has 4 exons. Gene Ontology annotation, biological process: regulation of cell shape. NCBI's taxonomy places the organism in Eukaryota, Fungi, Ascomycota, Eurotiomycetes, Eurotiales, Aspergillaceae. Gene Ontology annotation, molecular function: protein binding. The coding region runs from base 1 to 4488 and encodes 1495 amino acids.